Molecule: messenger RNA, 1532 nt
Organism: Lycium ferocissimum
Lineage: Eukaryota; Viridiplantae; Streptophyta; Magnoliopsida; Solanales; Solanaceae
Product: GDSL lipase-like
Exons: 5
Coding region: 183-1301 (372 amino acids)
Molecular function (GO): hydrolase activity, acting on ester bonds
Source: RefSeq, a predicted model, not a curated record
AGGAAAGAUGUAUUCUCGAAAAUGACAAACAUUUUUUAACUACAAAUGGGACAGUCCCCAACUCAAUUAUUUUCACAAUAAAAAAAUUUAAUACCAAUGAAUCCACCUAGCCAAGUAGCCAACACUUUUAUUCAACUAUUAUAUCUCCAAUUGGUUUUUUGGGAACUUGUUCAAGUACUCCAAUGGCUUUGAACUUAAACUUGUUUCACUUCUGUAACUUUGUUUUGGUUGCAUGUUUUACUUGCCCAAUUGUGUGUAUUAGCAGCCAUGAAAGAUCUCAAGCUGCUCUUUUUGUGUUUGGGGAUUCGUUGUUUGAUCCUGGGAAUAAUAAUUACAUCAAUACCACUACUGAGUUCCAAGCAAAUUGGUGGCCCUAUGGCAAAUCUUUCUUCAAGUACCCUACUGGCAGGUUCUCUGAUGGACGUCUCAUCCCUGAUUUUAUCGCUGAAUACGCUAAUUUGCCAUUGAUUCCUUCGUAUUUUGAAAUUGGCAAGCAACAUUUUGUUCAUGGGGUAAACUUUGCAUCAGGCGGUGCUGGUUGUUUGGUCGAAACGCAUCGUGGCUUUGUUAUAGAUCUUAAAACACAGUUGAAAUAUUUCAAAAACGUGGUAAAACUGUUGAAGAAGAAGGUGGGAGCAAGAGAGUCCAAACAGAUCCUCUCCAAUGCAGUAUAUAUAUUUAGCGCUGGCGGUAAUGAUUACUUGGCUCCUUUCUCAUCAACAAAUUCGACUACUCCAUAUCCUGAGAGAGAAUAUCUACAGAUGAUUAUGGGCAAUUUGACAUCUGUUCUGAAGGGAAUUUACAUGGAAGGAGGGAGAAAAUUUGUCAUGCUUAAUAUGGUUCCCGUAGAUCGUCUCCCUAAUAUUCAGGCUCUUAAUCUUCAAAAAGGAGUUAAGGAUGGAGAUUUCAUAAAGAAGAUUACAAGCUUGGUGAAAAUGCAUAAUUCAGGUCUCCCAGAAAUGCUCAAACAACUGGAGAAGCAAUUGCCUGGAUUUAAGUAUACAUUAUUCAACUUGUUCAAAGUAUUUUCAGAAAGCAUUGAUAAUCCAACAAAAUAUGGUUUUAAGACAUCAAAGACGGCUUGUUGUGGGACUGGUCCAUUUCGAGGGAUUGACACUUGUGGAGGCCAGAGGCAAGUAAAAGAGUACAAGUUAUGUAAAAAUGUGAAAGAUAACUUGUUUUUCGACUCUUUUCAUCCCAGUGAGUUGGCCUACAAACAAUAUGCCGAAUUACUGUGGAAUGGAACUCCAGAUGUUGUUGCACCUUACAACCUAAAAUCCUUUUUUGAACUUUCAACAUAACGUGAUGGCGGCAGUGCUGAAACUGUUUUGUUAAUUCAUAAUAAAGGAAAGAAGAAAAAAGAAUGUGAAGAUGCUAAAAGAUCUGGAUCUCUACUCUUUUUUGCUGUUCCUUUUGUGUUCGAUUUCUGAAGAGCAAAUCUUCAGAUUUGAUGAUAUGACUUCAUAUAUCCGUCCUUAUGAUUGAACAAAGUUGAAAAAUUAGUUGGAAUCAUGCAAUUUAUAUUUCAAUUA